This is a messenger RNA of Alternaria alternata, 800 nucleotides long. RefSeq lists its product as hypothetical. Lineage: Eukaryota; Fungi; Ascomycota; Dothideomycetes; Pleosporales; Pleosporaceae. The record is from RefSeq and is a predicted model, not a curated record. The transcript is spliced from 3 exons. Bases 1 to 345 code for a protein of 114 amino acids.
AUGUCACCUCUCUCUGUCCCCAAGAUAUUCAUGGCUGGCGGUGCCGUCGGCUUCGGCUACUACCUCUUCAUGCGCCAAUACUGGUUCCCCAACCCGUACAAGACACAGGGCGUCCAGAACAUUGAGGACCGUUUCUCAUCUGGCGGAGGCCACCCUACACACACACCUGCUGGGGGUAGCCAGCGCGGUACGAGCUCUGCGACAGCGAACGAGGGAAGGCAUGAUGGACCAAGCAAGGGUCCCGACUCAGAGCACUUCAAGAAGAACAUUAGCGACCAACAGAGCGAGCCUGUCUGGCCGGGAAAAUUCAACGAGAUGCAAUACAACAACCCCAAGGGCAAAUAAGCGCCUCCGAAUCGAUUGAGCGAACACACAAAAGCAUGGCAAUUUAUAGCCAAGGGGUAGCGGGCAUCUGAUGCAUAUCAUCAUUGGCGUUUGGCAGAUGAGUGAUGCACAAUUGCAUCCUGUAAAUUUUAAAAUCCUUAUUGCUGCCAGUCGAGCGCUUGGAGGCAUCAUACAAUAAUCGAAAUAUCACACCAUCAAACAUGCAAGACCCAUCCGAUGCUGUCUCGAUCUCAUUUGCGUUCCAAUGCUAAUCGUUGCAUGAUAGUGCUCCGCGAAAAGCCGUUCUUGGGAAGCUAUACACAGGAGCUCGCGUGUGAUCAUGUUGACAAUUACACAACGUCACACAACAACAUGAUGACUAAAGACGAUGCAGCAAAUGCGUUUGGCAAGAUAAGGUUUAUAGAUGAGGAUUGUCUGAAUAAGCAGAAAAAUUACCAGAACGCCAGUAUCUAUAC